AUGAGAGUGGUGUCGGAUGUAUUGGAAACGUUUGGUGGUGAUUUCAAGUGGAACAAAGUUCAAUGUUAUGUAUGCUCGAGUAAUACUACUUCGGCGAAUGAACUGAGUCAUUUUCAGACAAAAACCUAUGCCAAACUGUUUCUCUACACAAUUUCGUAUACAUAUGAACAAUUUGAUGCGACGAUUGAAGUGAAUGAAGCUGUACUUUCGCAUGCAGCGACCGAAUGGCUUGAAAGUAGUCCGCAGACACGAAUUAGGUAAGAACAGUUUGGGCAUUUUGAACAUCUACAUUCCUUACGAAGCAAUAUUAUUUUAGACCCUGAUUUUGAAGUGCAAGAAAGUCUCCUUUUUUGUAAAACAACAAAGUAUUGGUUCAACUGUGCAUUAUUCGGAAGUAAUGAACUGGAAUAGAAUCCGGGAAAUACGAACUAGAGAUAAAAUGCCGAGAGCCAAAGAAUCAGAACUAGAAAUUCAUGACAAUUUAAAACUGCAGCGAUGAGAAACUAAUUUUUUUGGACGGGUCUGACUAAUACUUCCAGAGUAGUGUCCAAAACUUUGGUGGCAAAAAACAAUUUGACAAAAAUUGUUCUUUCCAAAAUCUCGAGCUCUGAAAUAUUUCCCGCAUUGUACUAGAUAAAGCUUUGACCUCUUUUCCACAAAACGGUCUAUUUAUAGGUUUUUACAGGUCAAAAACUAUUUUUUCUUUCGACCUUCUAUGAAACAGUAUUUUAAAAACUUCUCUUCAAACGAGCUUCAGUCAUCUUCCCAAUCAAACGCGUGCCUGUAUUCUUAACAUAUCUAUGCAGAAAAAUGUACGCUGGAGUUCGACAACUUCACUUCGACGGUCGAGACACUCCGCUCUCACGUGCAUCCUUACUUCAACUGUU
Messenger RNA from Didymodactylos carnosus, 887 nucleotides. NCBI's taxonomy places the organism in Eukaryota, Metazoa, Rotifera, Eurotatoria, Philodinida, Philodinidae. The record is from the annotation of a GenBank genome assembly.